Drosophila melanogaster (fruit fly) is the source of this 3278-nucleotide messenger RNA. It is a transcript of the gene Rubicon, whose product is annotated as rubicon. The transcript has 4 exons. Lineage: Eukaryota; Metazoa; Arthropoda; Insecta; Diptera; Drosophilidae. The record is from RefSeq and is marked reviewed. The coding region runs from base 145 to 2628 and encodes 827 amino acids.
UAUUAUCGAAUCAAACAAUAACAAAAAAAAAUCGCAUUAAAAAACAAUCAAAACAAGCUGAAGUUACUCGGAAUCAAUUGAAUCGCGCACCGCGAAUAUGCAACCGCUCCGCCCCCCCGCGCCCCUUUGACAGUGUGCACAGCCAUGACCACGCCCCCGCCACCGCCCACGCUCGCAUCAGACGCAAUUGAAGGCGCGGUGUACGCAGCAGGCGAGGCACUGCAUCAUCAACAUGACCAUCCGCAGCAGCAGCAGCAGCAACAACAACAACAGCAGCUAGCGAGGAAUUCCCUGCUGGCGGACCUGCGAAGGUCAACGAAUUUCUGGUUCCGUGCGGCCAAAUCGACGGACGGACUGCAGUUGCUGGCCCAAAGCUGCACUAGAAUUUUGCAGCAUGGACUGUUGCAGCCCGUGGAACUUCGCCGACUGGCGGACGACUUUGAGUUUCUGCUGGCCAGUGCGGGAAAACAGCAACAGCAGACCAAACCGCAGCCUUAUCGACCGGAUUACGCCGCCCGAGACAGUGCGUCAAUGGUCAACGGAGUCGAGGAGUUUCUCGGCGAGUGGACUACCCGCUGCCUGCGUGCCCGUUGCCUUUCGCAGUGCCUGCAGACGCUGGUCUCCGAUCCGGAGCUAAUGGAGCUGUACUAUCCCAGCGAGGAAGCCUUCCUGCGACGAUCCGGUGAUGCCACCGCCUUGUUCGUUUGCCUAACGGCUGUCCAGCUCAAUCAGAGCGGACUGCUAAGCCAGCUGGAGGUUAGGCAUCAGGUGCGCCACCGACGCACUUGCUCACAGCCGAACUUUAGCAUAUCGCCCAAACUGCAAGCGGUGCCGGAGGAGAGACUGCAGAAACGCAUCUUCCUGCGGCGAUUGAAGAGCCUACCAAAUUUAAGUCAGGAGGACGAGGAGCUGGACGAUAGAGCAGCCUUCAGACGGCGUUGCCAAACAUUCAGCAGCUCCAGAAGCCACAAGCUGAGGGAGGAUCACUUGGAUGCCCCAUCUACCAGUUCUUGUUCGUCCCACGACAGUCCCAGACGCAUUCAGCUGAUCAACUGUGAUGACAUAAAGAUCUGGACCGACCAAACGCCCCAGGAAGUGCCAGAGGAGGUGCACGAAAAGUUGCAACAGGCAUCCAAAGCGUCCACGUCAGUGGGCGGCUAUCUGGGCAGCUUCUUCGGCUCGCCGCCUCUCUAUACCAGUUGGUUUCAUCGCGGCGUCGGCGACGAUCUGAAUGCCUCGGGAGAUGGUGGUAUGUUGGACACCUUCCUGCCCGUGAACGGUCGAAAGCUAAAGAAGCAGCACACCCUCUUCGAGGGCGUCAGCAUGCUGGACGAGGCGGCAUCCUCCACAGCCUGCAUCUCGUCGGCACCAUGGGAUAUUCAAGGAUCAGCCGGCGACAGUACCACUUCCACAACAGCGUCCAGUUCUGUGAGCAUUACGCCCGGCAGCGAUAAGAUGGACCAGCAAUCGCUGGCCUCCUUCCUGCAAAUGUCCCGGCAAACGCACAACAAUACACAACUGGAGAAGGAGAACGCUCACUUCAGGAUUUCGGAGGCCUGCAUUACGGCCAUAGAGCACGUCAAGUGGAGCAGGAGACUGGCGACACCAGCGGGUCCGACGAGCCAUAAUCUGUCGGAGCCGAAUUUGAUGCCCUAUGCAGAGCAGAUUCCCGGCGGCGGCAUGCAGAAUCACAGUGCUGAGGCCGUGGGUCUCCAGCUAAUAUCCCGCUUCAGUGAGCAGCAGCUACCCCGUUUGGGCCAUCUCAAGUGGCUGGUCUCCGAGCAGGAGGCACCGCAACAACUGUUGCCGCUGCCCACGCCGAAACAGGAUCAUGAGCAGGCCAGUCUGACCAGAGGCACCUCCAGUUGGGCGCCGCCGCGUCAGCAGAUCAUAUUCACCGAACAUCCCUCGGAGAGCCGAUCCAAGGUGCUGCAAAAGCAGAAUCAUCGCUGUGCCGGCUGUGGAAUGCGGGUGGCCAAGCACCUGCAGCAGCACUUUCGCUACUGCACUUACCUGGGCAAAUACCUGUGCACCGGCUGUCAUCGCAAUCAGAUUUCUGCGAUUCCCGCGAGGAUUCUGCGCUCCUGGGACUUUCGCUGCUAUCCAGUCUGCUCAUUUGCCUACCGUCUAAUCGAGCAGAUGUACGCCUUUCCGCUGUUCCACGUCCCAGAUCUGAAUAGCCAACUGUACAAGCACAAGGAACUGGCGAAGGCGAGAAAGAGGAGGCUGCAACUGCAGGCGGUCAAGGGAUUCAUAGCCAACUGUCGAUUUGCAACGAGGGAGCAGUCAUUCUUCAAUGCCAUUCCGGCGCACAUUACCCAGGAUCCGGACAUGUGGUCCAUGUGCGAUUUCGUUGACGUGCAAAAUACCAGCAUGAAUCGCUCCAUCAAGGAGGUGAUCGCACUGAGCGAACAGCACGUCCACAACUGUGUGCUAUGUACAGGUCGUGCCUUCGUCUGUGAGCACUGCAAGGGCGGUGAGCUCAUCUAUCCGUGGCAGCGAAAAGUCCAACGCUGCGAUCGGUGCGGUGCCUGCUUCCACAACGGCUGCUGGAAGGUCAGGAGUCGGUGUCGCAACCAAAACGAUCCUUGUCCCAGGUGCUCCCGCCUUCAAAGCCGUGCCAGCUAACAUCCGAUCAAAGAAAAUCGAAGGGCAGGAUAGGAAUUGGCGAAGAAAUGUAGUGAAAUCCACUUUCGCCUCGGAAACUGUAUAUACAAAAUUUGGUUUUGGCGAUAGGAAUUUGUUUUUUUUUUUUUUUGUUUUUUGUUUUUUGUAAUUCGCAUAGUUUUUAGAGUUAGGCCUUUUUUUUUUUGUAAAUCCAAAGUUGCUUAUUCGUAAAGGUAUUGCUGAAUAUAUAACAUGUUGCUUUCCGUAAGUAAUUUGUUUAUAAAAAAUCUCUUUUAGGAUCCAUUUGCUUCUAAACGAAACUAGAACCAAAUUGAAACAUCACUUAUUUGCCUGGAAAAAGACGAAUUUUUAUUUAAGAAAGUAUUAUUUAAAAAAAGCUUGCUUAUUAUUAAAUAACAAAUAACAUGUCACAUACACACUAAAUAUUCUAAAAAUAUGUUAAAAAAAAAAAAACAAAAACGGAUAUUUAACCUAUAGUUUCCGAGGUCGAAUUCACACUUCCCCCUAGUGAUUUUAUAUAUUUACAUAACAACUAUUAUUAUAUUUAUACAACUACUGUAAAUAACCAUUUAAAUUACCAAAACUGUUAUGAGAAUCGUUUACCUCAAGCGAAAGAUGUGAACCCAUGUUGAUUUUAUACAUACAUAUAU